Molecule: messenger RNA, 762 nt
Organism: Cyclocybe aegerita
Lineage: Eukaryota; Fungi; Basidiomycota; Agaricomycetes; Agaricales; Hemipholiotaceae
Source: the annotation of a GenBank genome assembly
UGUCCCAGUUACCGGAAAAAAUCAAGUUGAUUCAUAUAAAGCUGCCUGGGACUCAUGAUGCCUGCACUUGGAACUAUACGCCCGAAGUUCAAAAGUCUCUGGAGCACUACACUGGCCCGAUCCCGGACUCGACCAUAUUCCGUUGUCAACAGCAUUCGUUAUUCCAGAUGCUCAAUGAGGGAAUCCGUGUCUUUGACCUUCGCCAUGCCUGGAAUCCUGGUAUGGAUACAAUUGGAUUUUAUCAUGGCCAGGCACUCCUCGCCCCAACGACGAGGAUGGAGGAUGUCUUCUUCGGGUUCUACACCUGGCUGGAAAGGCAUCCAACAGAGACCAUUCUGGUAUCGUUGAACUAUGAGCCCGCAGAAGGUAGAUCAAACGAUGCAAAGCUGCAAGAGGCAUUAUAUCGCAUCCUCACUGGCCCACUCGCGAAGAGGUACUGGCUUCAGACGAGAGGAAAGGUUGGAACCCUGGGCGAAGCGCGAAGCAAGCUCACUCUCCUUCAACGUUUCGACUUCGACCUCCUUUCCGCUCACCUAACCGAACGAAUUGGGAUACACCUCGAUCCUCGCCAGUGGACGGUCAACGGAAAAUCGACCAAAAUUAUUUACAACGAAGAGGAAAACCACAUCGCCUAUAUCCAGGUACGCUCAGACGGAGUAUCGUCAGCCAGCGGGAGAAGUUUCCAUGCAAACAUCCCAUACGCGUGGUACCAAGGAAAUCUCCUCAGUCCGAAAAGCUGCACUUGCGAAGCUAAUGUAUAGU